GGGCGGGGCGGGCGGCAGCGCUGGCGUUUGAACGGAGCAGGUUGUGCGGCCGCACCGCACCGGGCCGGGCUCCGUGUGCGGUUUGAACGGAGCAGGUUGUGCGGCCGCACCGCACCGGGCCGGGCUCCGUGUGCGGUUUGAACGGAGCAGGUUGAGCGGCCGCACCGCACCGGGCCGGGCUCCGUGUGCGGUUUGAACGGAGCAGGUUGUGCGGCCGCACCGCACCGGGCCGGGCUCCGUGUGCGGUUUGAACGGAGCAGGUUGAGCGGCCGCACCGCGCCGGGCCGGGCUCCGUGUGCGGCUUGAACGGAGCAGGUUGUGCGGCCGCACCGCACCGGGCCGGGCUGUGUGUGCGGUUUGAACGGAGCGGGUUGUGCCGCCGCACCGGCGAGGGACAGCGCUACACCGGACCGCAGCGGACCGAGCCCAGCCCGGCGGCCGCGGGUCCGAGCCGUUGAUGGUGAGCGGGCAGCUGCCUCGCCAUGAGUUACUGGAGUCUGGACAAGAAGAGCUGCCUGCAGUACUGCCGGCACUUCCUAGCGGACAACGGCGCGUUCCACGUUGAAAGAUGCAUGAGUGUGAUGCAGUCUGGGACACAGAUGGUGAAGCUGAAGAGUGGAAGCAAGGGGCUGGUCCGUCUCUUCUACCUGGACGAGCACAGGACCUGCAUCCGCUGGAGGCCCUCCCGGAAGAGCGAGAAGGCAAAAAUUGUCAUCGACUCCAUUUUCAAAGUCAGCGAGGGCCGGCAGUCGGAGAUCUUCCACCGCCACGCCGAGGGCAGCUUUGAGCCCAGCUGCUGCUUCACCAUUUACCAUGGCAGCCACCUGGAGAGCCUGGACCUCAUCACCUCCAACCCCGAGGAGGCUCGCACCUGGGUCACGGGGCUCAAGUACCUGCUGGCCGGGAUCAGCGACGAGGACUCGCUGGCCAAGCGCCAGAGGACGCACGAGCACUGGGUGAAGCAGACCUUCGAGGAGGCUGACAAGAACGGGGACGGGCUGCUGAACAUCGAGGAGAUCCAGCAGCUGCUGCACAAGCUGAACGUCAGCCUGCCCCGCAGGAAGGUCCGCCAGAUGUUCCAGGAGGCAGACACAGAUGAGAACCAAGGAACCCUGAACUUUGAAGAAUUCUCAGUGUUUUACAAGAUGAUGUCCUUGCGUCGAGAUCUCUACCUGCUGCUCCUGAGCUACAGUGACAAGAAGGAUCAUCUCACUGUUGAGGAGCUGGCCCAGUUUCUGAGGGUGGAACAGAAGAUGAAUAAUGUGACACCAGAAUAUUGUCUGGACAUCAUACAGAAGUUUGAAGUGUCAGAAGAAAACAAGAAGCAAAAUGUUCUUGGGAUUGAAGGCUUCACCAGCUUCAUGCGCAGCCCGGCCUGCGAGGUGUCCAACCCGCUGCACCGCCACGUGCACCAGGACAUGCAGCAGCCCCUGUGCCACUACUUCAUCGCCUCGUCCCACAACACCUACCUGAGCGGGGACCAGCUGCUCUCGCAGUCCCGCGCUGACAUGUACGCCCGCGUGCUGCAGGCCGGCUGCCGCUGCGUGGAAGUGGAUUGCUGGGAUGGCCCAGAUGGGGAGCCAGUGGUGCACCAUGGCUACACCCUGACCUCCAAAAUCCUCUUCCGAGAUGUGGCAGAAACCAUCAAUAAAUAUGCCUUCGUCAAAAAUGAGUUUCCAGUGAUACUGUCCAUUGAAAACCACUGCAGUAUUCAACAGCAAAUGAAGAUUGCCCAGUACCUGAAGGAGAUAUUUGGUGACAAACUGGACUUGUCAUCUGUGAACACUGAAGAUCCCAGACAGCUUCCCAGCCCUCAGGAUCUAAAAGGGAAAAUCCUAGUGAAGGGUAAGAAGUUGCCCUACAGUCUUGGAGCAGAUGCUGAGGAAGGAGAAGUUUCAGAAGAGGACAGUGCUGAUGAAAUUGAGGAUGACUGCAAGUUAAAGCCCUGCUUUAGCAAUGGUGCAACACAGCACCAGGUAGAAUCUUUCAUUCGAACAAAACUGGAAUCUCUGCUAAAAGAAUCCCAAAUCAGGGACAAAGAGGAUCCUGACUGCUUCACUGUGAGAGCUCUGCUGAAGGCAACCCACCAGAGUUUCAGUGUGAACCUGAGGCAGAACCUGGACACAAAGGAAGGUGGAAAAAAGUCUCAUGGUCGAUCAUUAAUGGGCAACUUUGGCAAACACAAGAAAGCUGCAAAGGCAGCCAAAGCCCCCAGCGCCUCGGACGACGAGGAGAGCCAGCAGCACCCUCCUGGCAAGGAGCUGGGGCAGCCCCACAGCAGGCUCGCCCGCCGCAGGAAGACAGUGAAGCUGUGCCGGGCCCUGUCUGACCUGGUGGUGUACACCAACUCUGUGGCUGCCCAGGACCUCGUGGAUGAUGGCUCCACAGGGAACGUGCUGUCCUUCAGUGAGAACAGAGCCCACCAGGCAGUGCAGCAGAAGGCUGAGCAGUUCAUGCUUUACAACCAGAGGCAGCUGACCAGGGUCUAUCCCUCAGCCUAUCGGAUCGACUCCAGCAACUUCAACCCUGUUCCUUACUGGAAUGUGGGCUGCCAGCUAGUGGCCCUGAACUACCAGUCUGAGGGACGUGUGAUGCAGUUAAAUGAAGCAAAAUUCAGGGUAAAUGGCAACUGUGGUUAUGUCCUCAAACCUCAGCAGAUGUGCAAAGGCACAUUCAACCCCUACUCUGCUGACCCACUUCCUGCCAGUCCUAAGAAGCAGCUCAUUCUGAAGAUCAUCAGUGGGCAGCAGCUGCCCAAGCCUCCAGACUCAAUGCUGGGGGACAGAGGAGAGAUAAUAGAUCCCUUUGUUGAGGUGGAGAUUAUUGGGUUACCUGUUGACUGCUGUAAGGAUCAGACCAGGGUGGUGGAUGACAAUGGGUUCAAUCCUGUGUGGGAGGAGACCCUCACCUUCACCAUCCACAUGCCUGAGAUGGCCCUGGUGCGCUUCCUGGUCUGGGACCACGACCCCAUUGGCAGGGACUUUGUGGGGCAGAGAACUGUGGCCUUCAGCAGCCUCGUGCCUGGCUAUCGCCACGUCUAUUUAGAAGGACUGACAGAAGCUUCCAUAUUUGUUCAUAUAAUCAUUAAUGAGACCUAUGGAAAGUGGAGCCCUUUAAUCCUCAAUCCCAGUUACACAAUAAUGCACUUUCUAGGAGCCACAAAGAGCAAGCAGCUGAUGGGGCUCCGAGGGCUGUUCUCCAAGGCGCCCAAGGCGGGCACCGCCGAGCCCGGCGGGCACCACGUGCGCAAACGCUCCAUCGGCGAGCGCAUCCUGCGGCGCACGGCCAGCGCCCCCGCCAAGGGCAGGAAGAAGAGCAAGAUGGGCUUCCUGGAGGCUGCUGACAUCAGGGACAGUGCCUCUGAGCCGGCUGACCUGAAGGACAAGGAAGGGGUGCUGCGGCGGCCCAACCGCACCCUGCAGGCGCGCCCUGCCUCCAUGCCCGUGGACAGGUUCCUCAUGGUGGAGCUGCCCUGCCCAGCAGAGGCCACCGCCCAGGAGGCCAAGGAAGAGGAAAGCACUUCUGCCAACAGUGAUGACAAUACAAAUGAGAAGGAAACAAGCUUGAAAGAAUUGGUUUUUCCACAUUCCGAGCAAAAGGCAAAUGUAUCAAAUUCAGCAUCUCAGUUCAAGAAGGAGAAUGACCAGAGGGAUUCUACAGUUGACUCUUUAGUACCACCUCCACAGGAGCAACCUGAACAUUUGGUUUUUGCAAAUGGUGUAGCUCAAGCAAACCACCUUGUGGACUACCAGGAGAAUCAUCUUUCUGAUGGAACUGUCCCCCUCAUGCAAGACUCUGAACUUCCCACAGAAAAAUCACACCACAAAACCUGUGCAAACAGUAAAAAGGAAGAUGACACAAAAGGAUCCAAGGAAGGGAAAAUCAGUCUCAUGGGGACUUCUCUUUUUCAGAAAGCACAAGCAGAGAAUCACAAAUACGACACGAAGAAAAGCACUGCAGCACCUCUUUCCCUUUCUCCUGCCGUGUGCUCUGAGGGCCCUGACUGUCACUCCACGGGGGCCCUGCAGGACAGUGACAUUUCUCACCUCAUUGAUGAAGUGUCUCUCUCGACAGAGAGCGAGCUGGACAGUGCUGUGUCCGCUCUGCUCGGGCAGCUCGAUGGCACAGAUGACCAAACUGCCCUUGUCCCUGUCUCCAGCCCCCCUGGCAGCAGCAGCCAGACCCCCAGGCUGGGGGCUGCACUCCCACAGCUGUUUGCUGCAGACCUGAGCAGCCCCUGCAGGCACAACUUCACUCCCACAAAAGCCAACAAAUGCCCUUCAGUCUCCACUCCGGACACAGCCGUGCUCUCCAGCCUGGAGGAUGCAGAGUGUUCCACGUACACAAUUAUCCACGAGCCACCUCCAGCUUCUGAAUGCAAGAACCACAGAGAGCUCGUCUGCAAUAAUAGAUUAAAUAGUCUGGAAAGUAACUUGCCUGGCUCUUCUUGUUCUUCAUCCCUCUCUUUGCUAAAUGCAAAUCCCAAAAGGAAUUGUGCUACAAAAACUGGACCAAGCUGGGAAGCCCCUGAGUCUGCCAGUUCUUUGGGUUCCAACAGCCUCAUCUUUGAGGAGGCGCUGGGCCCUGGGGAGCACUCGGACAGCAGCAGCCUGCUGGAGGUGGAUGGGGACUGCCAGGAGCUCCUGGUGACCACCUGUGAGUACAGACGGGAGGACUUGAGCCAGCUGGCUUCUCCUCGGAGCCUGAGGCAGCAGCAGGAGCCUGGGCACGCUGGGGACAGGACCUCGGGGAGCAGCUGCACUGCUGCCCAGCACUGCUCUGAGAGCUGCAGGGCUGCAGGGGGGCAGCUCCCUGUCCCUGUAUGUGACAGAACCGGGGGUCUGUGGCAGCAGCAGCAGCUCCCUGUCCCCGUGUGUGACAGCAGCAGGGGUCUGUGGCAGCAGCAGCAGCUCCCUGUCCCCGUGUGUGACAGCAGCAGGGGUCUGUGGCAGCAGCACUCGGAGCAGCACAGGGCCACAGUCUGUGCCCCCCUGCUCCCGUUCCCCCCACACCCGGCCAUCCAGCACAGCAGCCCCUGCAAGUCCAAGAGUCUGGGAGACCUGACCUCGGAGGACAUUUCCUGCAACUUCGAGAGUAAGUAUCAGUACAUCAGCAGGAGCUUCAUCUCCUCGGGCCUGAGGGACAGGAGGGCGGCCGCGGUGCAGGGCGUGCGGCCGCACUCGACGGACGCGCUGACGGAGCAGCUGCGGCGGCUGCUGUCGCUGGAGCAGGAGGAGAGCCGGGAGCCGCUGUGCCCCCGGCAGACGGAGCAGGACUGCCCGCGGGCCCUGGUGAGGAAGCUGUCGUCCCGCAGCCAGAGCCGGGUGCGCAACAUCGCCAGCCGCGCCCGGGAGCGGCAGGAGGCGGCGGGCAAGCAGCGGCCGUGCGAGGGCGGCGCCGCGCCCGCGGUGCUGCUGCGGAGCAAGGCCGGGGCGCACGGCGUGAACCGGCACUCCACCGGCUCCUACAUCGGCCGCUACCUGCAGGGCUGCGCCGGGGAGCGCCGCGGCGUGCCCGAGGGCUCCUGCUCCGCCCUGCAGAGCGGCUGCGGGGAGCUGCCGCCGCCGCCCGGGGCCCCCGAGCAGCCCGAGAUCUAUUUCCUGCUGCGGCUGUGAAUCCCCGCGCUGUCUGCAGGGAGGGAUGGCGGAGCCCAGCCUGCGCCGGGACUCGGGGGUUCAGUUCUCAGGGGCGGCUGUGGGAGCGAUGGGAGCGCUCUGUGUCCUGAUGCCGCACUCCAAACCUGACACUGCACCCAAGGCAACGCUGCUUCCCUUGUGUCUUGUCCUCCUGCUUGGAAAAACACUUCUGGUGAUCACUUCUGGCCUUUUGUGAGGAUUCUCCAAAGCACUGUGGUGUCCGGAAUGCUGGACUGGGGCUCGUUCUGCCCAACAGGCAGCGACUCUUCAUUAGCAUCACUUUGUUGUGGAUUGUUAUUAUGAAUUUUACAUGUUUUCAUGUAUGAACUGUGAUUCUACAGCAAAUGGUUUGUAGAAUUAGGGUUAGUCCAGAUUUGUGAGUCCUGUGUAGAUUUUGUCUUCUGCCCUCUACAGAGUAUGACAACGGUUGUCUUCCUUUUUGGUUACUGUGUUGAUUUGGGACUGAGUGGAAUGUGGCAGUAAUUCUGCUUUGAUGAAUGAAAACACUUAUUUUCUGCUUAUUUUGUUAUGUGUUUUUGCUGUUGGUUGUGUGAGUAGCUUCGGUACAGCAGAUCCAUUUUCUGUAUAUUUGUAAUUUUAUUGCUGUAUUGUCGACAGUCAGUGGGAUAUUUAAACUGACACGGUAGAGUGACUAUUUUGGCUGUUCACCUUUUUCUAUGAAGGCUGAAAGUGAAUUGUGUGAAGGAAUCUCAGACACCUAAAGCUUCCCUGUAGGGAACAACAUAGCUUUAUUUUGGUUGGAAGAUACUCUUUGCCUUUGCUGUAAGUUUUUCUGAUAUGUCAAAGACGUACCUUUUACCUCUUUCUUUUGUAAUGCAGAGUAUUAUUAUUCUUGAAAACAUCAUUAAAAUAGAUUUUUAAGCA
This is a messenger RNA of Oenanthe melanoleuca, 6521 nucleotides long. RefSeq names its product phospholipase C eta 1 (gene PLCH1). The record is from RefSeq and is a predicted model, not a curated record. Bases 483 to 5615 code for a protein of 1710 amino acids. NCBI's taxonomy places the organism in Eukaryota, Metazoa, Chordata, Aves, Passeriformes, Muscicapidae. Gene Ontology annotation, biological process: phosphatidylinositol-mediated signaling; lipid metabolic process. The transcript is spliced from 24 exons. Gene Ontology annotation, molecular function: calcium ion binding; phosphatidylinositol-4,5-bisphosphate phospholipase C activity.